AGCUACAGUAAGCGCUUCGGGUAUCUGCUCGAAGAUUCGAACCGGUGGCAGCUGCGAGCGUCGGUGCCACUUGAUGUGCCCAUCGGGUCAUUGAACUUGACUUUGGAUGGCGGUGUUAUUGCUGACAGGAGAGAUGGUCAUUUUCCGAGAGCUACCAGUGUCGCGAAUGGGCGGCACAGCCAUGCGGAUCAGUGCUGUUGUUUUGGGUUACUGUUGGGAUUGUUGGCAGUUAUGGCUCGUCAAUCGUUUAAUGUUGGAAUCGAAUAA
Gongylonema pulchrum is the source of this 267-nucleotide messenger RNA. NCBI's taxonomy places the organism in Eukaryota, Metazoa, Nematoda, Chromadorea, Rhabditida, Gongylonematidae. The record is from the annotation of a GenBank genome assembly.